GUAUAUUUGUUUAUUAAACUAGGCCCAAGCCCAUGUAAAUUUCGUCUUCCAAGAGAGGGAGAGAGAGUGAGCUCAGGGAAAGCAGUCGCCGCAGUCUCGGAGAAGGGGGAGAAGACAAUGGCGGCCAAAACCCUAAUCAGGUCAGGAGCUUCGCUAAUGAAUCGGUUUCUAUCGAAGCCUACGACGAAUCUCGUGCAGAAUAAUCUCAGAUCGUUUCAGCAGAUAGCUCCUCAGCGACAAGAACUCCCGCCGUGUUUUUUGUUCCCGUCGUUGACGAAUCUACAGAACUCGCUUAAUCCGCGCGUUAACGACACUCCUACGCUCCAGGAGCUCACGGAACGUGGCAUUCUUCACCCAUCUGGUCUUCCUUCACUCGAGUUCUUCUUACCUGAAGUCGAUCCUUCAAGUGAGCCGUUGCUUUUAUUUCCCAAGAGGACAUUCCAGCCUAGCACCAUCAGGCGCAAACGUAACCAUGGAUUCUUCGCCCGCAAAGCAACUAAAGGUGGACGGAGAGUCAUAGCUCGGAGAAUAGCAAAAGGGCGUCACAGAGUCACUGCCUAGAGUCCCUCUUUAACCUUUUCUAUGAAUCUCCUGCUAUCAGAUAGGCCGGCUACGUCUCUGUCCUGGUCCUUACAGGCUAGAAAAUCUGAAACUUGGAUCUCAUAAAUACUUGGAUGUAUCAAUAUCCAUGUUUUGACGUGUUGUUUUGGAUCUUGGAGUCGAGGUGGAGUUAAAGAUCUCAGCAUCUUUUAUUUUCUAACAAUCUCUAACUCCUUUUGAAUGGUUGCUUUACAUCAAGGAAUAAGUUUUUCUA
Molecule: messenger RNA, 814 nt
Organism: Brassica napus (rape)
Lineage: Eukaryota; Viridiplantae; Streptophyta; Magnoliopsida; Brassicales; Brassicaceae
Exons: 3
Coding region: 118-561 (147 amino acids)
Biological process (GO): translation
Cellular component (GO): ribosome; mitochondrial large ribosomal subunit
Molecular function (GO): structural constituent of ribosome
Source: RefSeq, a predicted model, not a curated record